Molecule: messenger RNA, 2154 nt
Organism: Lampris incognitus (smalleye Pacific opah)
Lineage: Eukaryota; Metazoa; Chordata; Actinopteri; Lampriformes; Lampridae
Gene: irf10
Product: interferon regulatory factor 10
Exons: 8
Coding region: 470-1693 (407 amino acids)
Biological process (GO): immune system process; regulation of transcription by RNA polymerase II
Cellular component (GO): nucleus
Molecular function (GO): RNA polymerase II cis-regulatory region sequence-specific DNA binding; protein binding; DNA-binding transcription factor activity, RNA polymerase II-specific
Source: RefSeq, a predicted model, not a curated record
CCUAUCAACGACCCUCAUAACGACCCUGUGCUCGGCUCGGCCUCCUCGGCUUGAUAAUUAAUGACACAUGUGUUGCUCACGGCGCGGCAGGAAACCGAAAGUAAGAGCUGCGCCUUGACUUUCAUUUUCACUUCCAAACGGGCUGAACUCAACAAGUGCAGUUGCGACAUGUGACUGCGUCUUUACCUUGUGUGCUUUUUGUUUUUCUGGUGCGGUGUUUCUGUUUAGUUUUUUCUUCUUUUCUUUUUUUCCCAUUUCACGAGAAACUCAGGAGGCAAACGCAUCUCGGAAGAUUUGUAAUUUUCCAAAUGAUUCAUGUUGGCGCCCUGUGAGGGGUCGUUCGCUUCAGUGAGAUGGACAGGGGGGGGGUGCAUAAUCUGGGGUCGCACUAGGAGCUAGUGUGUGUGUUUUUCCCUAUGUAGGUUUCUGUGUGCUUGACUAAUGAACAGAGCAUUAGGUCGGCCACACCAUGAAGAUGGAGGAAGAAGCCAAGAUGCGCCUUCGAGACUGGUUGAUUGCCCAGAUAGACAGCGACCGAUACGAAGGGCUGAGCUGGGAGAACGCGGACAAAACGCUGUUCAGGAUCCCGUGGAAGCACGCCGCCAAGAAAGACUACAACCAGAACGAGGAUGCAGCUCUUUUCAAGGCCUGGGCUGUGUACAAGGGUAAGUACAGGGAAGGACGGGAUAAAGCUGACCCCACAAUGUGGAAGACACGCCUCCGUUGUGCACUCAACAAGAGCACAGACUUUGCAGAGGUCCCUGAAAAGAGCCGGCUGGACAUUUCUGAACCCUACAAAGUAUACUGUAUCUGUCCAGAUGUAAACCCAGUCAUCCCAACAGAGUUGCUGCAGAAUGAGAGUCAGAUGAAGGUCCAGGUGAGGAGGCCCAGUUCUCCUCCGAAGAACCCCCUACUCCCGUACCCACAGCUUCAUUGUCAAUGGGAACCAUCUGAAGGAAUGCAGGAACCAAGGAACAUGAAUGAGGCUCUGUUGAGGGAACACAUGUACUGUGAGUUUGGAAAAGGUAAACCACGUAGCUCUGCUCCUCUGGUGCACCCCAGCCUCACAAACUCCAUAUCUGACUUUCGCAUGCAGGUGAGAUUAUUUUACCAAGGCCAGGUGGUGACUGACGUGAACACCAGCAGCCCAGAUGGUUGUUUCAUUCUCCAGGGCAGCUUUACUUUGGGAAAUGAGAAGAUCUAUGGGCCGUGCAGCGCCCAACAGCUUUCCUUCCCUAUGCCAGAACUGGUGCCCCUGCAGCCAGGCAUAGCCGACACAAUGGGCAGCCUCCUGUCCCAUCUGGAGAGGGGUGUCCUACUAUGGGUGGCCCCAGAUGGAGUCUUUAUCAAAAGGUUUUGCAGGGGUCGUGUAUAUUGGAGUGGUCCAAUGGCCGAACACACUGACAAACCCAACAAACUGGACAGAGAGAGGACCUUCAAGCUGCUUGACAUGCCCAUAUUCCUCAACGAGGUCCAGCAAUUCCGGCAUAGGAUGGGACCACCACCCCGGUAUAAGAUUGAGCUUUGCUUCGGGGAGGAGUUUCCAGACCUCAGCAUGCCCAAAACUCAAAAGCUAAUCCUGGUAGAGGUGGUACCCUUGUUCGCAGUAGAGCUGCUGCAGAGCUCACACAUGGGAGAGACUGUGGAGAAGCAGCACGCUCACACCCUGAACACGAAGAAAGAGGCGAUGUAGCGGGGCCGAGCCGACCCUGCAGCCAACCCGGCCCUGCACCGCAGUUAAGCGUCAACAGCAUCAGGGAGUAGGAAUACUCUACUUCCCUCCGGCAUCACUCUCAUCAACACACCCCAUCCAAUGAACAACUAAUAUUCCCAGUGGAGAUGUAUAUUGGUGGAAGGAAUUAUGUAACGAUUGUUGCAGCAUUAUGAAUCUAUUCACAGGGCUGAAUGUGAAAAUUCAAUGUAAUGUUCUUUCCUGCUGACUUUAAAGUUAAUGUGAUUUGCUUGUCUGCGAUGCAGCUUGGGAAAUAAUAGUUAAUAGUUGCACCAAAAAAGAAAAGAAGAAAAAAACAGUGAACAACCUAAAACCCUUUUUGGUUCGACUGUUAAAUCAGUGUUCAAUGAUGCCCGUAUUGAUACCAAUUGCGUAAAUGUGUUUUUGCUGUUUUCUCACAAGGAAUAAAAAUCACACUUCCA